UUGUAGAAAGGUAUAUCUGGAGAGAGACUGUGAUAAGGCUCCCUGAUCCUGCAACCACACGGAGUAGAGAGAGAAGUAGAGAGAGGAGAAGAGAGAGAAGUAGAGAGAGGAGUAGAGAGAGAAGUAGAGAGAGGAGAAGAGAGAGUGGCUGGAGCUGUCCUGCUGAUAUAUCCUCUGUCACUGACUGACUCGUCCUGACCAGAUGAUGUCAUCGGAGCUCCUGUCCUUUGGUUGGCUGCAGCAGCUGCUGGUGGUGCUCCUGAAGCUGACCCUGUCCUUCGCCGAACCGACCAAUGGGACAGAGUGCACAGCCAGAGGUCCUGCCUCCUACAUUCUGGUCUUCACGGGUCACUGGAGCCCCCAGACGUUCCCUAAACAGUACCCACGGUUCCGUCCCCCUGCACAGUGGUCCAAACUCAUGGCUAUCACCCAUAAUAAGCAGCACCGGCUGUUUCAGGAGGGGGCGCUGGCUAGUAUAGGGGUGCAGAACUUUGCUGAGGUAGGGGUGACGGUAGAUCUGGUGAAGGGCGCGAAGGAUGCCAGGAAGAGACGAGCGGUCGGUGCCAUGUACAGAACAGCAGGCAUCGCCACUGGCAUCGGGCACAGCUCCACAGAACUGCUGCUGCAACCACGGAGCCCAUUGCUCUCUCUGAUGGUGAAAGUGAUCCCCAGCCCUGAUUGGUUCGUGGGGGUGGACAGUCUCAACCUCUGUGAAGGCGACAAGUGGAAACAGGAAGUGACCCUUGACCUCCAACCCUUUGAUGCGGGAACCGACAGCGGCUUCACUUUCUCCUCUCCCAACUACCCCACCGUCCCCCAGGAAAACAUCACACGGAUUACUUCCCAGAUGCCCAAGCACCCAGCCAACUCCUUCUAUUACCCCCGUCUCACAGAGCUGCCACCCAUAGCCUCCAUACAGCUAACCAGACAGAGACGUUCAUCCUCCCGUCAAACUCCCAUGUCCAAUCACAUUCUGCCUCACCCUAGCCACCCUCAACGCUUCUCAGAGACACCUUUGGAUUGUGAGGUGUCUCUGUGGUCGUCUUGGGGUCUGUGUCUGGGGCCCUGCUCCAGUGCAGGGGUCCGCCACCGUACCCGCUACAUCCUCCUGUGGCCAGCUAACGCUGGAGCCCCCUGUCCUGAGAUGGAGGAGCAGACCGAGUGUACGGCCUACAACUGCCUGAAGCCCCAGUGACCCCUGACAGAGUAGGGUGAAGUUGCCCCUAGACACUGAUCUGAAGUCUUUUAGGUUUAGGCCAGUAAGGUUAGGAUUCGGUUGGGAACGGUAAGCUGAUCCUAGAUCAGGGGGAACUUCUAGUUGGAGCGACUCCCAUGCCCAUCUACAAGUUAACACUGGGACUCAUACACAUUGCCGGACUCUGAGAGUUAUGCUACACCACAAACAGACCACAAUAAUGUAAGCAAUGGACUCUUUCACUGCAGAAUGCCAGUUUUGUAUUAAAUGGAGUUUACUUUUUGAUGUGGUCUUGAUAUAGAGUACUAAAGUCAACCUGAAGUCAAACCAGUCCUCUAAUACUUUUUCUUGAGGACUUGUACUAAGAAACACUGUUGUUGAUCGAUGACAAGCACCCACAUGGCAAAAGAGAACAAUGACAUUAUCAGUGGACAUAAGAGAGACACAGCUAUGUAGAGUAUGUCCUUGCACAUAAAUAAUACUCUCUUACGUUGUGGAACCUGGGGCAUUGAUUUAUAUGGGAAUCUUACAUGAUGCUCAGCUCAGCGCACAGCCAUCAUUCAACAACCACACAGACAGAUUUAUAAAUACCCUUUUCACAAGACACAACUGAAGGCUAACUAUAGCCCAGAACCCCAUGUCAGAAACCCUGGCCAAGUUGGAGAGAGACGAUUUUAUAAAAGAAAAAGGGAUACAAGUUUUUUUUUUUGCAGUUAUAUCUGUUCACUCUUAUUUAAUUUGAUGGACACAUUUUGUAUAUACUGGAUAUUAUGUUGUGUCUUGUGUAACUCAUGAUGAAAUAAAUACAAAUGGAGGUGUUUUCAGUAAA
This is a messenger RNA of Salmo salar (Atlantic salmon), 2024 nucleotides long. RefSeq names its product spondin-2. Gene Ontology annotation, cellular component: extracellular matrix. The record is from RefSeq and is a predicted model, not a curated record. Lineage: Eukaryota; Metazoa; Chordata; Actinopteri; Salmoniformes; Salmonidae. Gene Ontology annotation, biological process: cell adhesion.